Jatropha curcas is the source of this 1947-nucleotide messenger RNA. Its product is annotated as UDP-Glycosyltransferase superfamily protein. Gene Ontology annotation, molecular function: glycosyltransferase activity. The record is from RefSeq and is a predicted model, not a curated record. NCBI's taxonomy places the organism in Eukaryota, Viridiplantae, Streptophyta, Magnoliopsida, Malpighiales, Euphorbiaceae.
GUUCGUCAGUUAUCGUCUUUCGCAUCUUAAAUACAGCAUGGCAAUGAAUUACUGUCAGUCGAAUCGUCGUCGACUUCGGAUCGUAAACACUAAUGUCAGAUGCUAGUUAACAUAAACUGGAAAUCAUAAACCCUAAAAAGUGAAACCGAAUGGGAAAACAAUCAACCGUGUCAAUUACAGUGCACAAGAAGAGAUGGCCACUAAUGAUUCUUGCGUUGUUCAUUGUAUCAACUUUAAUGGUAUUUUUCAUGAGAUCCGCCUUCGAUUCAUGUCACUCUACUACCAGCAGUACUAGUAACCGUUUGGAAGAAGCAAAAGAAGGUGCAAAAGGUCAAAUUCACUCUACUUACUCUCAAACUGACAAUGUAGCUACCAAUCCUCUUGAUUUCAUGAAGUAUAAGCUCGUUCUGCUUGUCUCCCACGAGCUUUCUCUUUCCGGCGGACCUUUGUUGUUGAUGGAACUGGCGUUUUUGCUGAGAGGUGUCGGUGCCCAAGUUGUUUGGAUGACUAACCAGAAACCAGCUGAACCUGAUGAGGUGAUCUACAGUUUGGAGCGUAAAAUGUUAGACCGAGGAGUGCAGGUCUUCUCUGCGAAAGGUGAGAAAGCCAUAGAUAUAGCCCUCAAGGCUGACUUGGUCGUUUUAAACACUGCUGUUGCUGGGAAGUGGCUGGAUGCUGUUCUAAAGGAGAAUGUUCAAAAAGUUCUACCGAAGGUUCUAUGGUGGAUUCAUGAGAUGCGGGGGCAUUAUUUCAAGCUAGAGUAUGUUAAGCACCUCCCUUUUGUUGCAGGUGCUAUGAUUGAUUCACAUACAACAGCGGAGUACUGGAAGAACAGGACUAGAGAGCGGUUAGGAAUUAGAAUGCCUGCGACUUAUGUUGUGCACCUUGGAAAUAGCAAAGACCUCAUGGAAGUGGCUGAAGAUAGUGUUGCCAAACGGGUUCUCCGCGAACACGUUCGGGAAUCUCUUGGAGUGAGAAACGAUGAUCUGCUAUUUGCCAUAAUAAACAGUGUUUCGCGUGGAAAAGGUCAGGACCUUUUUCUUCGUUCUUUUUAUGAGAGUCUGCAACUGAUCCAAGAGAAGAAACUGCUGGUUCCAUCAUUGCAUGCAGUAGUUGUGGGAAGCGACAUGAAUGCUCAGACAAAGUUUGAAACAGAGCUGCGUAAAUUUGUCCGGGAGGAGAAGAAGAUUGAAGACCGCGUUCACUUCAUAAAUAAAACCCUGACAGUUGCUCCAUAUUUGGCCUCUAUUGAUGUUCUUGUUCAGAACUCUCAGGCCCGGGGAGAGUGCUUUGGAAGGAUAACUAUUGAAGCAAUGGCCUUCCAACUGCCUGUGCUGGGGACUGCAGCUGGAGGAACCAUGGAGAUUGUUGUAAAUGGGACAACAGGAUUGUUGCAUCCUGUCGGGAAAGAAGGUGUGAGUCCCCUUGCAAAUAACAUAGUUAAGUUGGCCACACAUGUAGAGAGGAGGCUGACUAUGGGGAAAAAAGGGUAUGAGAGGGUGAAAGAGAGUUUCUUGGAACAACAUAUGUCACAUAGAAUAGCCUUGGUUCUAAAGGAAAUAUUGAAGAAAUCGAAGUCUUAACUGCUUGUUGCAGUUUUUACUUUUUUAUCUGUUGAUUUCAUGCUCUUUCUAGUUCGUUGGUCAUCCAGGCAGCUGUUUUCCUCUCGACGAUGAAGCUUAUCCCCAUCGUCUCACUGGUGGACCUUGGCUCCUGUCAUUUUGCAUUAUAUAUGCAUUGGUAAAUAACAUGAUAUAAAAGGUGGGUUUUCUUGUAACAUUCACUUCAUCUCUGUGGUCGGGUUGUAAAUCUUACUGGAUCUUAAAGAACAAUCGGGGUCCUUUGCAAAUUUUUUGUGUUUUUGAAAAUAGAUUGUAACAGUUUUAGUAACCAUGUGCAAGUAAUUAUUUUAUUAUCCUUAAGCUUAAAUUUACUUCCUAAUUUUAA